This is a messenger RNA of Papaver somniferum (opium poppy), 1640 nucleotides long. RefSeq lists its product as uncharacterized. Lineage: Eukaryota; Viridiplantae; Streptophyta; Magnoliopsida; Ranunculales; Papaveraceae. Bases 221 to 1225 code for a protein of 334 amino acids. The record is from RefSeq and is a predicted model, not a curated record. The transcript has 6 exons. Gene Ontology annotation, molecular function: nucleic acid binding.
AUGGUUGGAGAGAAGCCGAUGCAGGCUUAAAUCCAUUAACCAACCUGACGUUGACUGCUAGAACACGUGGCUAUCAUCGAAUUCUGGAUAACACCGGGAGGAGAAGAGACUCGUUAGAAAAGGAAAAACAAAACCAACUUCUUCUUCUACUCAAAACAUUGGUAAUAAUAAUAAUUCUUCGGAUUUCUAGGGUUUCGUAUAUCUGACUCUUGAAUUCAACAUGAGUAUGACUCAAUUCGCAAUGAUAGAGGAGUUGGCUUUUCUUAUUAAAGACAAUUUACCGUGCAAGCAUCUUGUUCUUUCCAUUGAAGAGGUGUUGGUGGAUUUUCUUCUGAACGAUACCAGCCCAGAUGGUGUCUUGGAGUUGAAACCAAUGAACCCAUACAACCGCCUUCUCUUGCAUCGUCUUGCUGAUAUUUUUGGAUUUGUACAUGUAUCUGUCGGUGAAGGAGAUGAUCGCCAUUUAAUCUUGGAGCGUUGCCUAGAAUCGUCAGUACCUCCAAUUCUUGUUAGUGAUAUUCUGUGGCAACAUGAUGAGUAUCCCUCUCCAACCGAGUCACAUCAAAUCUUGAGGAGGAAAGACACUUUACCUGCCUCCAAAACCAAUACUGUUUCUAGUAAAUCCUCUCUCGAAGAGAGGGAAGCAGCUUAUUUGGCAGCCCGUCAGCGGAUCUUUUCAAAGGAUGAUAGCGAGGUUAAAGAAUCGGUCACACCAAAGCCACGAAACAUCCCUGUGGUUGCACGUCGAAUGAUAGCUCAUGCACUGGGACAAAGGGUUUCUUCUAAUUCAUCUGCUGGGGUCACUCCUUCAAUGGGUAACGAACCCAACCAAAAAAAUCAGGAAUUGAGUGGUAGUGAGAAAAGCGUGGGUCAUCAAAAUCUUAACUUGAGAAAUUCACGAGAAACAGCUGCAGUUUCCAACCAAGAACUUAGCUCACAAGACAGGAAAAUUGUUGAUAAGUCGCAGGUGACACAUGCUGCCACUGGUGAGAGGAAAAGUGAAAGGAAAAUUCAGAAGAAACCAGCAGGUAGUGAUAAUUCUGUUAGUUGUGUUCCACCGCCGAAUGGGAGAAUGCGUCAAGCUCCUUCCGAGGACAAUUUGAAACAAGAACAUCUAGGAGCUGCAAAAAGGAUGUUUGCUCAUGCACUACGCUCAAAUGGAACCAAGGAAGUAAAUGGUCUUAUUAUGAAAACCGAUACAGCAAUGCCAAUUGAAAAAGACUAGUCACGAGUCUCUAAGGGAAUCCCAAAAUCUUUUCAAGUAAUCUCAUGUGACCCUCUUGAAAAGCAACAUAGGUAUUUUAAGAUGGCACAUGGAAUCACCAAGCAAGACUCCACGACAUGUUACUGGGCCAUCUACAUCAGCUCUACCAAAGCUUAACAGUGUUCCUCAGUGUUGGUUCUCAGGGGCGGAGCCGAGUUUUGAGAAGUGAGAACUACCACCACACCCAUUUUUUGUUUUUGGUCCACUAUGAAACCCACAGACAGAAAACUUCAGGCGCGCCCCCAUUUUUGAAGAAAAAAUUAUUCCAAAAUCCAUAUUUUCUAAAAAUUCUGCUUUUCAAUUUUCCGCGUAUUGCUUAAGUGUAAAUCUGGUUUCUCUCUUUUAAUCAUGAAGAAAUUAUAAUCUUUUUGGUUCA